This is a messenger RNA of Trichoderma citrinoviride, 1042 nucleotides long. Its product is annotated as proteasome, subunit beta 4. The transcript has 6 exons. Gene Ontology annotation, cellular component: proteasome core complex. The record is from RefSeq and is a predicted model, not a curated record. NCBI's taxonomy places the organism in Eukaryota, Fungi, Ascomycota, Sordariomycetes, Hypocreales, Hypocreaceae. Bases 195 to 980 code for a protein of 261 amino acids.
GCGCGACCACGGACUUGGCUGCAUCACCACCGCCGUCAAUCGAUCCGAGCCCCGUGUCUAUCAGACCCGGACAGACACAGCAACAAGCGAAACAGUCUCUGUGAAGAGCUGCCGCAGAAUCAAUCAGCCUCCCAGCUUCCGAUUCUUUACCCCACGUCGUCGCUCUUCUCACAUCUCCUCCUCUAUAAGCCAAAAUGGAUCACCGUCCGCAAGCUUGGGGCCGACCGAGAGACGACGUCUACGGCGCCUAUGACCGCUCCUACAUGCAGGACAAUGGGCCCAAGCAAAACACCCAGCAGCCCAUCGUCACCGGCACCUCAGUAAUAGGCAUCAAGUUCCAGGACGGCGUUGUCAUGGCCGCCGAUAACCUUGCAUCAUACGGCUCCCUCGCACGCUUCACCGACGUCAAGCGCCUCCGCCCCUUCGCCGGAACCUCCGUCGUCGGCUUCAGCGGCGACAUCUCCGACAUGCAGUACCUCGACCGCCACCUCAUCGACCUCUCCCUCUCCGAGGCCUACGAGUCCCCCGACAAGCCCCGCCUCAGCGCCGCCAACCUCCACCGCUACCUCGCCAAGCUCCUCUACAGCCGCCGCUCCAAGUUCGACCCCCUCUGGAACCACCUGCUGGUCGGCGGCCUCGACGACAAUGGUGAGCCCUUCCUCGCCGCCGCCGACCUCCUCGGAAGCACCUACUCGGCCCCGUCCCUCGCCACGGGCUUCGGCGCCAUGCUCGCCCAGCCCAUCAUGAGGCGCUACGUCCCCGACGAGGAGUCCGCCAAGAAGCUCUCCCGCGAAGAGGCCGUCAAGAUUGUUCAGGAGGCAAUGAAGGUGCUCUUCUACCGUGACGCUCGAAGUCUCGAUUCGUACUCAUUAGCCAUUGUCACCAAGGACGGCGUUGAGCUGAAGGAGAACGAGAAGCUAGAGGACCAGAGCUGGGCGUUUGCGGACAGGAUCAAGGGCUAUGGCACUCAGACAGUUUAAAGAGAGAAGGAAUAGUCAUUGAAAUCCAAUUGUCGCCCAUUACGUUGUUUAUAGUGCAAAAG